Messenger RNA from Acaulospora colombiana, 693 nucleotides. The record is from the annotation of a GenBank genome assembly. Lineage: Eukaryota; Fungi; Glomeromycota; Glomeromycetes; Diversisporales; Acaulosporaceae.
UCCGUUGCUGGCGCCAUCUUUGAUAGCAAUUGGAUGAUGAGGAAGCCUGCUGAUUACAUCUCGCUGAACAACAACCCGCUCUCCAUCGACUUGCGCGCCCUCGUUCACAUCCCAGAUCCUCAACUCCGUGAUGCGGUUUUGUCGGCGGUGUCUGCAUCUGUCUCAGUACGUCAUUGUCUACCCAAUAGAGCUCUUGAAAUGGAAGUUUCUGAUCCGUUAUCCGUCUCCAGAGUAGCGAGAUAUCUAACUCCUCGCCUCCCCCCUCUACAGUUAUCAUUAUUACUACGUGUCAAGCACCACCCUUCACAUUAUUCCAUCGAAUCUUCUCCUUCUGCUCCGCUUUCGGCCACGUCUUCUCUUACGGAUGUGGAGAAGGGUCUUGGUAGCGGUAUCUCCACUGUCGAUGAAAAGCUAAACUCUGCAACCUCCACCCCAGGAGAGCUCCCGACACUACAUCUCAAGCCCACUAGCGAUAUCUCUCCGAUUUCGACCCUAGUGCCAUCUAGCACAGCGUCGUCUCCGGGCGAAGGGCCUGAUUCGCUCGAGUUCGAGCCAGCUGCUAGGAAAGUGCUUGAUGAGCAACCCUUGAAGCUGAUACUCUCUCCGCCCCCUGUACCUCGCAUCUCUAACGAACAAACUCGGACAACACGAACCGACGAAGAGGAUCCCCAACGAACCCAUCAAAAUGUAUAA